Molecule: messenger RNA, 10307 nt
Organism: Oncorhynchus nerka (sockeye salmon)
Lineage: Eukaryota; Metazoa; Chordata; Actinopteri; Salmoniformes; Salmonidae
Gene: ankmy1
Product: ankyrin repeat and MYND domain containing 1
Exons: 17
Coding region: 4883-8251 (1122 amino acids)
Molecular function (GO): protein binding
Source: RefSeq, a predicted model, not a curated record
UCCCGUAAAGUCCCCACAAGGAUAACAAAACAAGGAACAUUCUACCUCGUGGGGACAUCUCCCACAUCCCCAUGAGGACAAAGGCUAUUUUAAACUCAGGUGUUAGGAUUAGAAUUUGGGUAAGGGGUUAGUGGUUCGGUUGAGAAGUUAGGUUUAGGGUUUUGGUUAGGAUUCCAAAAUGUGUGUGUGUAUGUGUGUACAGUACGCAUGCGCGUAAGUCACACACCAGAGAACAUUAUGAAUGCUGGUUUAUAAACAUUUUUGUUACUUUAUUCUUUGGUAAUUACAUUAUCCUUUGUGUUUGUAACAUGAGUAUACAUUAAUUGCAGGCCAUAAGCCAACUAUAAGAGUAUACACUGAGUGCACAAAACAUUAGGAACAGCUGCUCUUUCUAUGACAUAGACUGACCAGGUGAAUGUUAUGAUCCCUUAUUGAUGUCACCUGUUAAAUCUACUUCAAAUCAGUGUAGAUGAAGGUGAGGAGACAGGUUAAAGAAGGAUUUUUAAAGCCUUGAGGCAAGGAUUCUGUGUGUGCAAUGCAGAGGGUGAAUGGGCAAGACAAAAGAUUUAAGUGCAUUUGAAUGGGGUAUGGUAGGAGCCAGGCGUACCGGUUUGAGUGUGUCAAGAGCGGCAACGUUGCUGGGUUUUUCACACUCAACAGUUUCCUGUGUAUCAGGAAUGAUCCACCACCCAAAUGACAUGUUGGAGUCAGCAUGGGCCAGCAUCCCUGUGGAACGCUUUCAACACCUUAUAGAGUCCAUGCCUGUCGAUUUGAGGAUGUUCUGAGGGCAAAAGGGGUGCAACUCAAUACUAGGAAGUUGUUCCUAAUGUUUUGUACACUCAGUGUACGUCAUUAUUUCUACCACUAUGCAGAUGAAUAUUCUUUCAGUCUUUAAUUUCUUGAUCAGAUCAUCAGUCACUUUCAGUCUGCAGAAAUAAGUAUUUACUCUACUCAAUAUCCUGAGCAGCAAUGAUCCGGGUCAGCAGAGCGUCUCCAAUGAUCUUGGACAGGGAUGGUGUUGAAAUCUGUGUGUGACGUUCCUGUAGGGCUCAAUGACCAGGAGCCCUGGCACACUGUUGGAUUUUGCCAACGGUGGGGUCUCCUGGAUAUUUCUCUGUAGAAACUCUGUAAAAGUCUUUAUCAAGCCAGGGACACUGAGUUGAUAGUGCUGGCUCAGGACAUCUACAGUCGUGGCCAAAAUUUUUGAGAAUGACACACAUAUUAAUUUCCACAAAGUUUGCUGCUUCCAUGUCUUUAGAUAUUUUUGUCAGAUGUUACUAUGGAAUACUGAAGUAUAAUUACAAUAAUUUCUUAAGUGUCAAAGGCUUUUAUUGACAAUUGCAUGACGUUGAUGCAAAGAGUCAAUAUUUGCAGUGUUGACCCUUCUUUUUCAAGACCUCUGCAAUCCACCCUGGCAUGCUGUCAAUGAACUUCUGGGCCACAUCCUGGCGGAUGGCAGCCCAUUCUUGCAUAAUCAAUGCUUGGAGUUUGUCAGAAUUUGUGGGUUUUUGUUUGUCCACCCGCCUCUUGAAGACUGACCACAAGUUCUCAAUGGGAUUAAGGUCUGGGGAGUUUUUUGGCCAUGGACCCAAAAUAUUGAGGUUUUGUUCCCCGAGCCACUUAGUUAUCACUUUUGCCUUAUGGCAAGGUGCUCCAUCAUGCUGGAAAAGGCCUUGUUCGUCACCAAACUGUUCCUGGAUGAUUGGGAGAAGUUGCUCUCGGAGGAUGUGUUGAUACCAUUCUUUAUUCAUGGCUAUGUUCUUAGGCAAAAUUGUGAGUGAGCCCACUCUCUCCGGUCGUAACGUACCAGGAGCUCUGCCAUCCUCUUCUUAUCAUUGGCUAUACCAGGAACUUGCUUAGGUACUCAAUUUCUGAGGAGUGAUCUGCUCCAAAUAUCCUUUGUAUGGGGUCCAUGGACGACCUUUGUCCUUGAAUCUGGUGAGCCAAGACCUCAAAGAGCAGUGACAGCCACAAUCCCCAGACCUCCCAGGCUCACCUUGGUGCUACCUCCAAAUGCAGACAUCAGGUCCUGGUUACAUGCUGUUAGUUUUUCAGACGACAUAUUCUGCUGGAUGGCUGCAUAUUGAUGUUCCAGAGAAGCAGACAAGUUCAGGGAUAGGCAUUUGGUGAGGGUUCUGUCCAGGGAGAUGUCUGGAACGAUGCAAUCAUGGCUGGCUACUUCAAACAGACAGUUAAUGGUUUCUGAAGAUGGACUGCAAGCUUUGUUACCCAUGUUUGGGCUGUGCUGUAUGUCUCACGCACUCCUCUACCUGUGUAUUUAAAAACAUGAUGGGUUGAGUCUGAAGGACAUAGUCCUGGCUUGGACAAACAUCUAAUAACCAAAGAGCGGAAUGUAGGACACCACUUGCAAAAAACAAUCAUAUUCAUCCAAUGGAAAAGGUUUAUAAAUCUUUAGAGCAGAGGCAAACAGUACAUGCGUUGUUGUUGACACAGACUCAGAGCCUUGUUAAUGCACUCUUUAUCUAACCAUUCCAAAAUACAAAAAUCACCAUAUCAAAUGAUGAAAUAUUACUGUCACCUUUAAGACUACCGCUACACCUUUUAAAGGAACUUUUCUUCCAUUACUUUCCAGAUUUCAGCUAACAUUAACUACAAUCACGAUUGACACAAUAUCCUAUGUUUGUGAUUGCAUGUGUUACAAAAAUCCAUGUGUAAUGUAUUGACUUGUUUGAAAUCAAAAUACAACUAACAUGGAUUUCACUGACACACGUAGCUUCACUCUCCCUUUAUUUCUGCAAUUCAAAACCUUCCCGUUGGUUGAUCAGUUUGUAAAAGUCACGUUCAGACUGCAGAAAGAAGUCUUUGCUGUCUUCAAUGUCCUGAGCAGCAAUGAUCCGAAGCAGCAGAGCAUCUCUAAUGACCUUGGACUCACAGAGACUGUGUUGAAUUCUGUGUGUGAAAUCUGUGUAGGGCUCAAUGACCAGGAGCCCUGGCAUAAUGUCAGCUCCUGGCACUGGCGGUGUCUUCUGUAUAUUAUUGCUUACUUACUCUGUAUAGAGCUUGAAUAGGCUGGUGAACGCAGUCUUGUAGGAGACGCGCAGUGCUUCUGCUGAGCCUCAUGGAAUGGAGCCCAAGCGGAUCUCGUGGAUCCUCAUGUGCAGGUGGAACGCUGCCCCACACAGCCACUGCUUCAUGGCCACUGACCCCAUACAUCUCUUGUUGGUCAUCCUCUCAAAAUGGUCAAUCAGCUCAAACUUUGGGUACUGGUCAUAGAGCUCUGUCACCUCCGCCAUCUUGUCCAUAUCACCAGCUAUCUCAGGGACCAGUUUCAGGUAUUCAUUGAUGUGGGACCCAAUUCUUGAGGAAUAGCAUUCUCGUUGUCCCCCUGCCCUUUUGCCUUGUGGGCUAAGACAUCAAAGCGUAGGGACAGAACUAGUGCCACAACACCCACACCCCCCAAGGCCACCUUUGUGCUCCCUCCCAAUGCAGACUUUAGGUCCUGGUUGAAAACAGUUAGUUGUUCAGCAGGAAGGUGUUGCUGAAUGGAUGCAUGCUGUUGGUCGAGAGCUGCACUUGAGUCCAAGGAUAGGAAGCUGAGCAGUGUGUCAUCCAGAGAGAUAUCAGGAACCAAGCUGCCUGCCCUGGCCACUGAGAACAGGUUCUAUAUUGCUGCCAAAGAUGGGAGGCAAGAAGUGAUGCUUCUGAGCAGCAUUAUUAUCUAUCUUACUAUGACUCGCUAUAACCCACUUUCUGGUGAUUUCACUCUCAUCAUCUGUAAUACAAUGCUAAAACUACAUUACAAUGGUGAUGCAUUUGAACAGCAAGCCUGUGGAGGACCUUGUCCUGUGAAAGUAAAUAAAUGAGACAAAUAAAAAAGAACAUACUAUUGUAUUGUAGAGCACCAUUUGAAAACAAUGUAUAUUAUGAUGACCUAAUAAAAAGGUUCAGUGACAUUAAACAAAAACAGGCCAUCACUACUGCACUGACAAUGAUGCAGUUCUACAUGUAUACCUGAGACACUAUGCACUAAUUCAAGCCAACCCACAUGUUAUAUAUGUGAAUGUGGGCUCAAGUGAAGAUAGGGUGUAGGUUUAUCCUUACAGGUAGUGGCAGGUGGUACACACAGGUUCAGCUCUAUACAGGUACUAAAGCAAAAAGCAAAAAGUUGAAAGCAAAAAGCUCAAAGUUGAAUCCUUGUUACUCUCCAUUAUUCAGGCUGGACCAACAAGAUAUUAACUUCGUUACAUGAUUCUCUCAAAACAUCACAUUAUAUUUUUCUAUAAAGUACAUAGAAAAACAUUUUAUUGGAAAAGAAGCAGGCCUAAAAGUUUGCGUAGUCCAUGAUGUGUAGACUAAAAGGGUAAACAGCAAAACUCCUGGGAGAAGCGUCCCAAUAAAAUAAGUAGCUAACCAUGGGACGCCUCGGUUGUCAAGGAGUGUUAGAAACAUUCCCUGGAGCCCUCACAGUGUGGUGAUACUUGUGUUGCAGGCAAUGGAAUUACCUUUUGCUUUGACAUCUGAGAUCGUCGACUCCAUGAUUAGGUUUUCUCUGCAUGCUCGCUCUCAGACGGACCAAGAUUCGAUAAUAUUUGACAUGUAAUGUACUGGAUUUAAUUAAGUAAUUCAUCCAAAGUGUUCAGAUCGAGGUGUUCUUGGACGGAGCAUUUCAACAAGAAAGCUACAAGAAUGUAAGGAUUAUUUAUAAACAGGCAGAAUUUGUCGAGAAUUUGCGAUAUUUGUGAACGAUUAACAAAAGGGCUGUCCCUUCCAUCGUUGUCAAGGCAACCUACACUGACUGACAAACCACCCGAAGACCGACAGUUGAAGGAUUUGUAAACGUUUAUGGAAACUUGUUUGGUCAGCUAAUGUUUGUAAUUUAAUGAAAGCCUACUAUUCCACAAAAUAAUACGCUCUGUGUAUAAUGGCGACUUCUACACGCGUUGCACCUGAGGCAUCUGUCAGAUGUGAAGUGCGGGCAGGUAGAGAGCAUUGGACUAACAUUAAAGCUGGACGUGAAAAGAGAAAUGGACCUGGGGUUCAGCAGUGGUCUGACGGAUCUAAAUAUGAAGGAGAAUUUGUGAAUGAUUUGAAGCACGGCACAGGAGUCUUCACCUGGACAAAUGGAGAGUUUUAUGAUGGCUCAUUCUACAAAGAUUAUCGUCAUGGAAAUGGGACUUAUUCCUGGCCAGCAGGCUUCAAAUUUGUGGGAAAGUUUUAUUUGAACCGGAAGGAGGGCUAUGGCAUUCAGACCUUCCCUGAUGGCACCACCUUUCAGGGGUUGUACCAUGCAGAUGAGCGCUUUGGGCCAGGUGUGGUGACAUACCCAGAUGGACAUCAGGACGUAGGUCUAUGGCACCGGGAGAGGCUGCUGAGGCUGUGCACUGCUCUGGAGGGGGGCUUCACUCUCCAAGCCUUCCCAGAACACAUGGCUCAGAUCAACUGCAAGAAGGAGCCUAAGAACCAGUCCCAGAGCUCAGCCAAGGGGCCAGAGACCAAGGCCAAGCCGGGCACCAGGGAGGUUGGCAUGGACCCACUUCUCUCUCCUUACCAUGAGCUGCUGCAGGACGAACACUUCAUCCUGCCCCCAGACAUGGACCGCUACUCCACAGACUCGGACCACCUGCCUGUGCCCUGGGGGCUGCGUAAGGAGCUGGACCUGCAAUUCUUCGGCGAGUGCUGUGACAACCCAGACACUAACCCUGAUGUCUCAGCAGCUUUACCACUGCAGCAGCGCAUGCAGGCUCACAUCCAUAGGCACAGGUUUGAGGUGGAGGCACUGGACUGGGACGUGGAGGCUGUUCUGUCUGAGAACCGGCAAAGGUUUGGCCCUAAGGGAUCUCUGGAGCUCAACUCAGAGGGCCUCAUCCAGGAGGCCUCGCUGGGUGACCCGCAGAGUGUCUAUCGCAUCCUACGGGAUGGUAAGAUACACCCUGAUGUUGGCGAUGCCCGAGGACACACAGCACUCAUUGCAGCUACGGUCAACUGCCAUAAUGAUGUGAUCCACCUGCUCCUGGACAGCGGAGCAGAUGUGAACAAGCUCAACUGUGAGGGCAUGUCUGCUCUGGCUGUUUGUAAUGUCCUGUACUACCCAAUCCAGUCACUCCAUGAGACAGUUGCAGAGAAGGUCCCACAAAAGACCCACGCAAAAUCACAGGCUGUCAAAGCCCGGUCCCUAUCAGUGAACAGUCCUCAGAGCAGCAUAGUGGAAGCCACCAAAAACAGAGCCCAGACCACCAAACAGACUGACCAGCCCAAUCAGGCAGACGACACUGCUCCAAAGGGCCACACCAACCAGGCUGAUAACGAGGCUAUGGACCGUGGCCAGUGUAAUGACAGUCAAGUGUCCCUUUGCAAUGGCCAGGGUUAUUGUCAGGAAGAGGCUGACCAGGAUGAGGAUGAACAGUACCUCCAGGAAUGCAGUGACCAGGCUGCCUUGGACCUAGACCGCAUGGAAAUGAUAGUGGUGAGGGAAAGGCGCUCCAUCCAGGUGCUGGAUGGGAACAUCCCACUGGGCUGUGUCCCCUGGCAUGAGGGGGGUGGCUCUUAUGAUCUGACCCAGCAGCAGCAGGAGGAGGGAGAGGCCGGAUCAGAGGAGGACCGGAGGAGGAGGGAGAGGAGAGGCAGCCUUAUGGCUGACCCAGCGUUUGACUCGGCCCGCUCCCUGGCCAGCUUCCACAUCCAUGUCACGGAGGAGGUCAUGCAGAAGACGGCCGAGGCCUUAAGCCGAUCGGGCCUGGUACCACAUGCUGACACCCAGGAGACCGUCCGCAAGAUGGCCCUCAUGAAGACCGAGCACCGCGGAAGGUGGACCACCAUGAAGCUGCUACUGGACAGGGGAGCAGACCCUAACGCCUCCAGUGUGCCCAUGCCUGUCCUCUUCCUGGCCAUCAAGGCAGGCCACAUCCAAGCUGUCAGGCGUCUGCUGGAGUGUGGAGCACGCACUGAUAUGUGCCUGCCUUCAGAACAAAGGGGUUUCUACCCCCUGCACAUCGCUGCAGCUCUCCCCGGGGCAGAGGGCCCCAAAAUCACUGAGCUGCUGCUGCACGCCGUGGCAGACCCAGAUGUCACCGCCCAAGACGCUCACGAGGUGUUUAAGCUGGACAAGAACCCUGUGGAGCCCCAGGCUGGUUUUGGGAAUAAGUCUUCCACGUCGUCCGGCCCCCCGUCUCAGUUCUAUAUGGCCCCCAGUGUUCCCCCAGAAGAGGGGGGCAGGACUCCUCUGCACAUGGCCUGCCAGAGAGACAAGGACUACUCUAAUGCUAGGGAGGUUGUGUCACUGCUCCUCUCCCACAAGGCAAGCACCAAUCUUCUGUGGAGUGGCCACUCUCCCCUCUCUCUAGCUAUCGCUAGCGGCAACGACUUGGCUGUUGAUGAGCUGUUGGCUGGGGGUGCUGACCCCAACCUCCCCCUGACCCGCCGGGUGGGUAGUGCCCUCUGUGCCAUGACCAAUAUCAGCUACGACUGUGCGGCUCACCUCCGCAACAGAACCAAGCUGCUGGAGAAACUGAUGAAGGCUGGUGCCAACAUACUGAUGCCAGUGGUGGUUGGUGAGGGCCGCAGGUGUGCUGUGGGCACCGCUGUGGACUACGCCCACUAUGCAUUUCACCAGGACUGGCGCAUCGCCCACACCCCGUACCAUGCCCUGAACCAGAGGGAGAGAGAGGCAUACAAUGCCCGCAGACAGAUCCUCAGCGUGAUGGGAGACUUGCUGCGUCAGGCAGUCAUCAGGAUGGAGAGACAGCGUGUAGAGAGGGAGCAGGGCCUGGGCAUCAGCAGUGUUAGUCCCACAGAGAAGUUUGUGUACACUGGAGCAGGAGCCACUCCUCCCUGGAACAAGGCAGCCAGAGCAGUUCUCUCUGAGGAGCAGGACAGCACAGAGUCUCUCCCUCAGCAGAUAGAACAGCAGCAGAGGGCAGAGCAGAGACGGGGAAGUAAGGCAGUCAUUGUCAGGAAGCCCCUGUUUAAAUACUGCUACCAGUGUGGCCGUUCUGUGGGUGUGGUCCUGAUCGCCUGCAGCCGCUGUCACGAGGUAUUCUACUGUAGCAAAACGUGCAAGAUGAAGGCCUGGAACGACCGCCACAAGGAUGAGUGUGUCCGUGUACCAGCUAAGCCCAAAGACCCAAACAGCUCUAUGAGGAAGGCCAAAAGCAGCGAGGGCUCUCAGGAUCCAGCCACUCAGAGACGAUAUUUAGGAGCCGGGGCCAAAACCAAGACGGGCCAGCUCAACCUGGCCCAGAAACUCUCAGAGAGCCACUAUGGAACCCUGAAAGAGAACUACAGCUUCAUCUGACAGCUACACAUAGACUGAUUCUGUUAUAUUAAAGUACUUUGGGAAUGGAAUAUAUUCUCUAGAGAGAUGAAUGGAGGAGAGUGGUGACUUGGUUUCAUGUGAAACUGUGUGCCAGAUGACUUGACAGACAUGAUCAUGUGCAGUAAGAUAAAAUGUGUAAUCAUUGGGCAUUAUCCCAGUACCUUUGACUCUGUUACCAGAAGAAGCAAUUACAAAUAACAGUCAGUCUCAGUCGGACAUCUUUAAAAUGUCAUCACGUUUAUAAUAGCUGACAAUUCAUGGGGGAAAACAACGACAGAAUGUCGACAUAUUUUCACCUUGGCAUUGUUGCUCAAUCACAAGAACCUCAAAAGGGGAAUUUUGUAUUUAUUUUUCAAAUUGGCACAUUUUACUUAUGCCUCCCACUGUAUUGUAGGACAAUCAAGUGUGUCCACCAAAUACUUUGGGGCCCUUGAUUUUCACACCCUGACACAUAAAACCACAUUCACACCACACGCAUACAUUUUAUGUAAUCAGCCAGCCUGUAUCUGUAUCCAAAUCAAUCAGCACCUCAACAUGGCGCUUCUCUCCCAUUGAUUUUUCCAUAUGAGGAUUCUCUGUGUGUUGAGAGGGCCUGCUCAUCGAUUUCUCAGUGUUCAUUGGGCUUGGGAUUGAGCUGAGCAGCCCAGUGUUGGGUUUGUUAGCACAAGUAUUUUGAGCUAUACGAACCUGCAGGUAACGAGGAAUGGGCUUCUUAUUCAGCUUCCCACCUAAAUGUAUUAAGAGCAAAAUCUCUCACCAAAUCUACUGUAAGUGCCAGGGAACCACAUGAAAAGCAGGUGAAGGAGAGACCAGGGGCAGUGCAAAUUUAGGGGAUGAUGAUCAAGACUGGAAAGCAGCAAUCAUGCUCUGUAUUCUGUUUACGUUUCUUUUAGCUCGGUUUUCAAUGUUUCUCUCCUGGGAAAUCAGAAGCUGUAUUCACACAGUCUUAAAACAUGCAUUCUACAUGCAUCCAUUCAUGCUGUGCCUCUAUAUGCAGGCAGUCAAACAGUCUCACACACAGUUUUACACAAAGUCAAAGACAGGCACUCACACACUUACAUACCGUACACCAGUACAUUGACAUAUACACUGUGUUACAUUAACGGACACUGUGUCACCAGAUCUUCUCCAUUCUAGCAUCCACGUACUGUCUGGAUGUCUCACCCCCAACAAUUUAUAAUUUAAUCACUAUUGGCCAUACAUACACAAUAUGCCACUACAUCAGAUUUAUUCUCUGCUAUGACAGACUGUAACUGUACACAGACACUUUGAAAUUGUCCUCCUGUGUGUGACGGAGGGAACAUGAGCCAGCUCCAACAACAAUGCACUCCCAUCACUGACUGCACCUUCAUUACAAUGUCACUGUGCUGCCUGGAACAUUCUAGCAACGUUUGGAGAACGUGUGACAGUGAUUUAGUCAAGGCAUUCCUUCUCCACAUCCAGCUGUAGUCAACUGUGCAUAUGGCAGGCGGGGAAGGUUCAAACCCCUAAGUUUGGGUUAGUGAUAAUAGAUUACAUUAUAUUACAAGAUAGGAAAUAUGUAUAAAAAGCUGCACCUCUCCUUUUUUUGACGGGUCGCCAGGAUGUGUUGAGUGAACAACACUAACCAACGGCUAUGCUUCAAAUUCUUCUUGUGAUCUGUAUGCGUGUUGGGCUUAUUUUGAAGUGUGUAUACUCUGUGUGUUGCUGGCUAAGUGAGCUGUGCGUCACCUUGACUGCUAACAGAAUGGUGGAUUUUAGAAGUUUGAAGACCAGAUUGAUCAAAUAAAAUAUCAGACACAGAGAGGCUUCCAGGCCUAAUAUGACGGAAGCGGCUUUCUACAGUCCUUCAAUAGAGAACGGCUAGAUUGUUAUACUAUACCCACCUGCUUUCACAGACCUACAGAUCUCCUAUCUUCAUUUAAUCACUCUGUUAUCACAGAGAAUGUCCCUGUGCAGCAGGAAAUGCAAACUUAAGAGUUUUUAAAAGGCUUCUAAAGUUUGUAAUUUCCACUUUAAAAUGUCAGACUUGAUUUGCCCUAAUGAAAAAAUGUAU